This is a messenger RNA of Helobdella robusta, 2148 nucleotides long. RefSeq lists its product as hypothetical. NCBI's taxonomy places the organism in Eukaryota, Metazoa, Annelida, Clitellata, Rhynchobdellida, Glossiphoniidae. The transcript is spliced from 15 exons. The coding region runs from base 1 to 2148 and encodes 715 amino acids. Gene Ontology annotation, molecular function: protein binding. The record is from RefSeq and is a predicted model, not a curated record.
AUGCUAACCAACUUUGACAACGGACCUUCCAAGUCUGAUAACAUCAGCGACACAAACACUAACAACAUAUGUGGCAUGCCCAGGACAACAAGCCCCAUUGUCACUCUAUUGAAGAAGAAGCGAGGAUCUUCCAAUAAAACUCCAGUAGCAGAUAAUAUUGUUGACAUAACAAUCGAAGCUACAAAUGGCGCGAAGAUCUAUCAUGACGUGAGCACACAAGAAGCUGGCAACCACGCACAACAUAACAACAUCACAGCAGGAAAUUACAUUCAGCAGGAGGGGCAACAACAAAAACAACACGUUCCAUCUCAGCCUCUUCCUCGUUCAAAAGUCGUCAUGGAUGUUAUCAAAGAGAACCUUGAACAGAAACCAAGAACAGAGUCUAGGCGAAAACCUUGGAAUCCACCGAAUGCAACUUACAGCUACAAGAAAUACUGCAACGAGCCCAACAAGUUGGACAACUACGAACCUGGAACCUCUUCAGUUCUUCGACUUGACCCAUUCGCGGCGUUGUCUUACAAUCCUCCCGUUGAAAAACCAGGAGACCAUUGCAAAUAUUUGGAAACAAAAACACCCAACAAGUACUGCAUGCAUAAGAACAUUCAGAAGCCAAAGAGCAUUGGAACACCUCACCACGUUUAUAUGAAGGUGCAACAUGGUGGAGAGAUUCCUAUAAAUGGUCUCUUUUCGCCACCUGAAGCCAAACCAGGUGAUGGCUUUUUGUUUUCUAAUAUUCGGCUUGCCUCUGGAACGGGCAGACGACAUUCAGACGCCACCAUUCAUCCCAACAAUCCAGCUCGAACUCACUCCAACAAUCCAACUUCAACCCAUCCUAACGAUCUCCACCCAAGACACACCAGCUCUUCUCCGAGAAGCAAUAUUGUCCAUAAAAUUUUUUCUAAUGUUAACACAAAUCAAUCUCUGUCAGCGUUGCUCUCAUCGGCCAACGAAGACAUGAGGAAUCGCAAGUCCAGGGAAGAAAUACACAAGGCCAGAAAAAAAGAAAUGGAGCAUGUGCUGAACAGCUUGAAAGAGAAAAAACGGUUAAUGGAGAUUGACGAGAACAGAGCGCGCCGACAUUCCGACUUUUACAGACACCAGAGCAAGUCUCCUGUGAUCCUAGAUAGAUACAACUUUGACGAUGUAGUCUGGAGAAGCAACACAUGCACGCCAACAUCGCCCUACAGAUUGAGCAGAAGAGCCAGAGUCCUGUACAAUUUCUAUGCUAAAGAUAUCAAAGAAUUGACGCUGCGUAAGAACGAUAUAGUUCUCAUUUGGAAAGCCAUUGAUAACAAUUGGUACGAGGGUGAACACCACGGCGCCGUCGGAAUAUUUCCUGCCAACUAUGUUCAAAUGAAACAACAGCUGCAGUUGGAGAAAUAUGUUUCGUGCCCUUCAGUUUUCAUGCUUCGAGAAAAGGAGAACUUUCAGUACAAAAGGCAGAAACCCUUGGUAAAAAUGGUUCAAAUCAAGAAGGCAUUCACGGAUUGGUACCUCGUACGUACGUUCAGUCAUUGCAUCACAUCAAUUCCUCGUAUGCAGACGAGCGAAACUGGAGACGCAAAAGCGAACAACGCCGACACUAUCGAGUCACACUCUUUAAAAAAUGCUUCCGUGGCUCCGAACUUGAAUGACAUUCUCCUAACCACUCACAGUCAGAUAGUUGACCACAACAAUAAUGAUAACUGCAGCAAUGUCGAUCGCAACACGAACAGAAUUACGAUCCAAGUUAACAACGUUUACAAAUCAGAUGACGGCAAACCCACGAACGCUUUUAUCUCAAACGCAUCAAAAAAUCUUCUAGUAGUAGAAAAAGAUAACUGGCAGAGUGGAUCUUUGGAGUUUCAAAUAAAUGCCAAAUGUUUAUCGCCAAAAAUUAAGUUGGCAUCUUGGGCAGAUGAGGUGCAACAUUACGAACUGUUGAAUCUGCCUCAAGAACCAAAUCUCAAUGCCGCCAACAUGCUUCCAUUUGUUGAAUGCAUAGCCGUCCAAUCCUACGAGCCACAGGACUUGGAUGAAUUGCAUUUAACAGAAGGGGACAUCGUACAUGUCACAGAAAUAUUUGACGAUGGAUGGUACGUCGGUAUAUCGCAGAGGAGCAAGUUGUUUGGAACUUUUCCGGGAAAUUUUGUUCGAAAACUUAAAUAA